This is a messenger RNA of Zea mays, 750 nucleotides long. RefSeq lists its product as uncharacterized. Gene Ontology annotation, biological process: sterol biosynthetic process. Bases 14 to 574 code for a protein of 186 amino acids. NCBI's taxonomy places the organism in Eukaryota, Viridiplantae, Streptophyta, Magnoliopsida, Poales, Poaceae. Gene Ontology annotation, cellular component: endoplasmic reticulum. The record is from RefSeq and is a predicted model, not a curated record. The transcript has 3 exons. Gene Ontology annotation, molecular function: sterol 24-C-methyltransferase activity.
UUGCGGGCUAUGGAUGAUAAACUAUAUGGAAUACUGGACAGGAUCCUCCCUAUCUGAUAACGUAACUCAGGAUGAUAUAACAAUGUUUAGGUUUAAGCUACCUGCAAUAUUAUGGGACUCGAGAUUAAACACAAAGAAAGGACAUCAAAAUCUUGACCACAAUGUGGAUGAAGAUGGAGAGAGUUCAAGUGAUGUUCAAAUAAUCGAUACUCCAUGUGAGUUAUCUAAAUCGUCAAAUACAUCACAUCAGAUUGAACCAUAUAUAUCUCCAUAUGUUCUGCCUGCUAAAGUAACAUCAACAAACACGCAAGAACUGAUGUUUGUAUUAUGCACAUAUAUCAUGGGGAUAGACAACGACAAAUAUUUAAAGAAACAUUGGAUUCAGAGCACUAAACCUUAUCCAAUUUCUUUAAGUCUUCAAAAACUUAAAGAUAUAUUGGAUGUAAAUAAGCCGAUGGAUACAGAUUGUUUUAACAUGGCUGUUCGGAUGAUCGCAUGCAAUGAUUCCUUGUUCUUGUUGGAAGACAAAUACCACUACAUGGAUCUACAGUUCUGUGUAAGUUCAAGUAAUUAGUCUUUAUUCAUAUAAGUGUGUUCAUUAUAUAAUUAUUUUACUAACAAAAAGUAGUCCAUAACUAAAUUUGGUCGAGACCCUCGCCUUCGUGCAAAGCCAGAUAUCAACAUGUUGGCAAAAUUAUUAGAAUGUUGGCCUGACAUGGAGUACGAUGUUUCAGAUUGCAAACAAGUAAG